Messenger RNA from Penaeus indicus, 5386 nucleotides. RefSeq names its product phosphatidylinositol 4-kinase beta-like. Gene Ontology annotation, biological process: phosphatidylinositol-mediated signaling; phosphatidylinositol phosphate biosynthetic process. The record is from RefSeq and is a predicted model, not a curated record. Gene Ontology annotation, molecular function: 1-phosphatidylinositol 4-kinase activity. Lineage: Eukaryota; Metazoa; Arthropoda; Malacostraca; Decapoda; Penaeidae. Gene Ontology annotation, cellular component: membrane; cytoplasm. Bases 468 to 3830 code for a protein of 1120 amino acids. The transcript has 12 exons.
UGUGUGUGGGUGACAAGGAUAGUUGCGGUGGUGGGGGCGCUGGGUGACCACUUCCACCAGUCGCCUUCGUGGUGGUUGCCCGCUUCCCUCGUCUCCACUCUCGCCCAGCGCACGCCCUCCGUCGCUGCUCGUCGCCAGUCACUCCUGUCAGCAAAGGGACGAAGUUGGGCACGUGUUGCAGAGGACGAUCAGGGAGCUCUCGUUUCGCCUUGCCUUUCCCCCGUUGUGGAUUGAGAGCACUUGUUCCACUGUGAUUGAUAUCAAGUUGAUUUUCCCCCCUUUGCGAGGCUGUGUGUGGGGGUUGGGCCUUUUUCGCGUUGGUGUGUCCCGUGGAUUUGUUUUGUUGAGGAGGAACUUGGAACUGUCAACAUGAAGUGUGUAAUGUUGCGUGAUGUUGGCGCUAGAGCCUAGGUGCCUCAGUGGCGGCAGGCUUGGUGUUGGAGAAGGGGAGGAGCACGGCCAGCACGAUGGAGGCCCUCACCACCAUCACCAGUCCUCCCACCCAGGGCAGGAGACCCUCUCCGCCAACCUCCAUACAGCUGCCCUCAGCAGUGUCUGGGGCAGUGCCUUCUGAAGAAUUUGCUACAGUGCACGGAAGCUCUGGCUUGUCGGCCACGAGAAGACAUCCUCCCCCUCAUGCACCCAGAAAACAUAGAGCCACACACCAGCGUAACUUGUCACUGGAUUUCAGGUCUAUGGGUAUUGUGCUGCCACCCCUUCCACCAUCUACCUACAGUGGCUCUCACCAGCGGAAUCGCAGUUUAGACUCAGUGUUGCAGCGCAUCCCGGAGGUCGAAGGAGGAGAGACCCCACAACACCCUCCCCCCUCCAAUCCACCACUCAAGCCUAGUCUUUCCUUCACCUUCUCUGAUGCCCCGAGCUUCAAGCUGCGGACAGACCCGUGCCGCACCCGAGCUCUGGUGGCCUCCGCAGUGUGCCAGCCUGUGGUGGUGAAGAGAGGGAAGGACCCCUAUGAUCAGACUAGCCUGGGGUCAGAUGAUUCUGGCAUCUGCAGCUCUGAGGGAGAAACCAGAGAGCCCAGCACUGAGAGAGCGCACAGUGCUGACUGUCUAGAUGCUACAUUUUUUAACUCGGACUGUGAAGUGAAAAGUAUAUACUCUGAAACGCUAGAUGGUGAGAUGAACAUGGAUGACCCAGAGGGUGAUACAGUGAGUGAUGGGGGAGACUUGGGGGACCAGACACUUGUAGAGGACACGGGGGACAUUUCUCCAAGUGACAUUACUGUGAUUGAGAACAUGGAUUCUCCACAAGAAACCGACCAAGGAGACGAGCCACUGGAAUCUCCGGUGGAGAGCCUCGUCGAGGAAACACAAGCUACUAGUGAAUUGCAUACUUGUUCUGCUGAUAAUAAUGAUUCCAACAAAGAAAAUGAAUCCAAAAAAGAGUGCAGAAGUGAUGUGAACAGAAAAGGGAGAGAACCAAGUGAUGAAGGAUUAAGCAGUAGUGGUGCCAGUGCAUUAGUAAAGACGAAAUUGGAUGAAAAGCAAUCAUUACUUUUAAGAUUAUUCGAGAGUAAACUCUUUGACAUGUCCAUGGCAGUGUCUUAUCUGUACAAAUGCAAGGAACCCGGGGUGCAGCAGUACAUAGGAAACCGUCUUUUUAGUAUGCCAGCGAGCGAGUCCUACUUCUUCCUGCCCCAGUUGGUGAACAUGUACGUGCAGACCUACGAAAUUGCUGAGGUGCUCCAUCCGUUCCUGGUGCAUCUGUGCCGCCAUGAUACCACUUUUGCCCUCCAGUGUGCCUGGCUCUUGGAGGCCUUCUCGACUGACACUGCCCACCAGAGGAAGAAGUCUCACGGCACCAAGUUUAAAAAUCUCAUUCUCUCCGAUGAGCUGAGGCCAAAACAAGAGGGGUUUGUUGACCUAGGCAUCGAACCGAAGGGCAGCCAGCACCGGCCGACCCUCUGCACUCGGAUCAAGGAGCACCCAAGCCCGGGCUCGAACCCAGGGUCCCCCGUGACCGAACUGCCACCUCCCUUCACCACCAGAACCUCUCUCCCAACCCCCUCGAGAAAGUCGCACCAGCGGUCGCGGUCAGACGCCACAGUGGCACUCCAGACUCACGCCAGUGCAGCGCGGGGACACAAGCGUACUCCAUCUUCAGGGAGCAUAAAAAAUUGCCUUGGAGACCUUACCUCUGGACGAGCCUUUGAUAACGGCUGCACCUGCUUUGACUCAGAAGAAGCACGCUGCAAUUCUUUGCGAGGAAAAACCAUCGAGUGCAGUUGUGGGGCACCAAGGCUGUCUCCUGAGCUCGAGUUCGUCAGGGCCAUGAUCAGCAUCGGGAAACGCCUAGGAGCACAGCCCACCAAAGAAGCCAAGACGUCUCGGUUGCUGGCGGAGUUAUCUGUACUGAACUUGAACUUGCCAGCCCGCGUGUACCUGCCACUCUGUGCCAGAGAAAUGCCACACCACAUUGUGCGCAUCCCACCACAAGCGGCUGUUGUCCUAAACUCCAAAGACAAGGCACCUUACAUCAUCUAUGUUGAGGUUCUGGAAGUCGACAAUCUAGACACCGCCUCAGUGCAAGCCAAGCUCACCCAUAGUCUACGUCACACGCGGUCCGAGGAGAACCUGGUAGAUUCCCCCGCGUCCACAUCUUCAUCGCAGUUGGACCUCACAACGACGCCCACAACAACAGCUACCGUCACCACCAGCGGCCUAGGUUCUACGUCAUCCAUACCAUCUUCGUUAAGCUCUCCUCACCUGAACUCAGGCUAUGUUGACGAAUCAGACUGUUGGAGUCAUGAGGAUGAUGAAAUCAGCCAGCAGUACUGCAGACUCAAGAAGCCCAGGGACCGCGAUACCAUCUCAAUGAUGUCCCUUGACUCGUGCGACUCGAGGGAGCUGACGGCAAGGGGAGCGGCAGACAUCCGCAGAAGACUCUCGGAGACGGUCAACGCCCCCAAGACAGGGUUCAAGAGGGACCCAGAGGACCCUUCUGCAGCUGCCUUGAAGGAACCGUGGGAGGAUAAGGUUGAACGUAUCCGUGAGAGCUCGCCGUAUGGCCAUCUAGCUUCGUGGCGGCUUUUGGCUGUCAUUGUAAAGUGCGGAGAUGACUUACGACAAGAGCUGUUAGCUUACCAGCUGCUUUGCAUGUUCCAGAAGAUUUGGGCUGAAGAAAAACUUUCCCUUUGGCUCAGACCCUACAAAAUUCUGGUGUUGUCCGAUGACUCAGGUAUGAUUGAACCCAUUGUGAACACCUGCUCCCUGCAUCAAAUCAAGAAGAACAGCAAGAUGUCUAUGCUGGAGUACUUCAUUCAGGAGUUUGGAGAUAAGAAUUCAGAGGAAUUUUUGACUGCACAGAGAAAGUUUGUUGAGUCCUGUGCUGCCUAUUGCCUCAUCUGUUAUAUUAUCCAGGUUAAGGAUAGACAUAAUGGGAACAUCCUCCUCGACAACGAAGGCCACAUCAUCCACAUCGACUUCGGCUUCAUGCUGUCCUCCUCGCCGCGCAACCUAGGCUUCGAGUCAUCGCCCUUCAAGCUGACGCAGGAGCUGGUGGAGGUCAUGGGCGGCGAGAACUCGGACAUGUUCGCCUACUUCAAGAUCCUGCUGCUGAAGGGCCUCCUGGCAGCUAGGAAACACAGCGAGAAGAUCAUCUCUCUUGUGGAGAUCAUGAGCUCAGGCUCCAAGUUAGCAUGCUUCCGUGCCGGGGCGUCAGUCCUGCCGGCCCUAAAGAACCGCUUCCACGUCAACAUGACUGAGGAGCAGAUCCAGGCCCACCUCGACUCCCUUGUCUACAACGCCAUCAACUCCAUCACCACGCGGCUGUACGAUGGAUUCCAGUACUUCACCAAUGGCAUACUCUAGCUUAGGGCUCGGGCUCUGUCCUUGCGCUUCGUGUCGGUCAGGUCCGGUCUGGCCUGGGCUCACCUGGUCCGGUCUGGUCAGAUAACCUUCGAAAUCUUUGUCUUGAAAAAGUGCGUGAUGUGAACUCCCAGAAACGAACUAACGCAAGAAAGACGAGGAGAGAUGAACUCGCUCGGGGUUAUUAUUGGGUGAUCAGAGUGAAAUGUGUCCCUUUAUUUUUUAUUUCUUUUUUUUUUUUUUUCUUUUUGUCUUUCCUAUCUCUCUUAUGAUAAAACUGUGUGGUGCUGGAAGCAGAACUCUGCUCAGAAUAUAUAUAUAUAUUUAUCACAGCAAAUUUUUUUUUUUUUUUUCAUCUUUAUUUUAUUUCUUUUUUUUAUAUAAAUAUAUAUAUACUUUAUCGUAAGGCCAAGAAACAUAAUACUUUUGGCGAAAUGGAGAUUACUUAGUGUAGUGAAGUGUAAACCGAUUGUGAAAGUGUAAGAAACAAACACGAUUUACCAAAGACAGGAUCAAGGACUGAAUACCGUUUUAACAGCAAAAAGUGUUUUAGUGUUCCACGGUUGGAAGUUUCACAAGUUUAUAUCUCAAUGACUUUAUUAAAAAAAAAAAAAAAAUUAAAUAAAUUCAGUUGUGUUCAAACACUGAUUCCAUUUACAUGUAUAUUUUUCCUGCCUCCCUCAUCCGAACAUGGAAACCUAUGUCACUCUGUUAGGAAGUUUGUAUUAUGUCAUACUCUCAUUUAUGAUUAUUUGAUUACUUGCAGCUCAAAUUUACAAUUCAUGGCUUGCACUUUUCAUGAUUUUUUUCCCCCCCAAGAACAAAUUCAGUGAUGAUUAUUAUUAUUAUUGUUGUUAUUAUUAUUAUUGUUAUUAUUAUCAUUAUUAUUAUUAUUAUUAUUAUUAUUAUCAUUAUUAUUAUUAUUAUUAUUAUUAUUAUUAUUAUUAUUAUUAUUAUUAUUAUUAUUAUUUAUUUUUUUUGUACCUAUUGUAUCUCUUCAGUUUUGUGCUUUGCAUUUUAUCCUUUUCCAUACUGCAUUCCUGAUCUGCCUGGAGCAUAAGAUUCAGUAUUAUUGUGUCCCUUUCUAGCUGUCCAGCAUUCAGUGUAUUUUUAUAUGAUGCAGAAGAACUUUUCUGCUAUUUACACAAAUGAAAAAAAAAAACCGAUCAAGGUUCUUCGGAAGAGAAGUAACGAUAUCCCGUUUAAGAAGCUUUAACAACUCACAAGAACCAGGAGUCCAGUUGCUAAGGAAGGCACUGAGCUCUGUGUUAAGUGCCAAGUGAGGGGUGCUGGUUGAAAAGGUGAAAGUUGUGCAGGUAAACUUCUUUUUUUUUUAUAUAUAUAUAUAUAUAUUAUGACUCUACUUCACUCAAUGCAGCUAAAGACUCUGCAGUUAUCUGUCAUGCCACCUCAGGCAAGGAGAACUGAACGAUUUUCGACGCCGUAUGCCGGGCGUGUCGCCUCACACCUUACACGUUGCUCCAACUAAAUGUCGCCAUACUAUCGUCCUUUAUUUUUUAGACAUCUCCCCUCUCACAUUUUUUUUUUUUUUUUUUUUU